Gordionus sp. m RMFG-2023 is the source of this 3066-nucleotide messenger RNA. RefSeq names its product calpain-7-like. The transcript has 16 exons. Gene Ontology annotation, biological process: proteolysis. The coding region runs from base 39 to 2855 and encodes 938 amino acids. Gene Ontology annotation, molecular function: calcium-dependent cysteine-type endopeptidase activity. NCBI's taxonomy places the organism in Eukaryota, Metazoa, Nematomorpha, Gordioida, Chordodea, Parachordodidae. The record is from RefSeq and is a predicted model, not a curated record.
CCCAAUGUCUUUUUAGUGGUUAAAGUAUUUUUAAAAUCAUGAGCACAGCAAAUGAAAAAGAUAUACUUUUCUUGUCUAAAAAAGCAGUUACAUAUGACAUCUCUAGAAAUUUUGAUGCUGCAAUAUAUUUUUACAAUGAAGCUGUAAGAUUACUUAAAGAAAUCAAAGGCCUUUCUAAAAUACCAAAUAUCACUCAAAAAAUAGAUGAAUAUUAUAAGAGGGCUGAGGAACUGGAAAAAUCGAAAAUUUUUAUCAAAGAAAAAGCUAAUAGUAAUAAUAAGUUAGAUAAUAAUACAUUGUUUCUUGAACGAAUUAAUUUUAUGCUGCUGGAGGCAUUAGAACAAGAUAAUGCAGAUAAUUUUAAAGAAGCUUUAGAAUUAUAUCUAGAAGCUGCUGAUUUAUGUAUCAAGGAUAAAAAGCAAUGCAAUAAUGAACUUUUGAAAACAAAAUUAACUCAUCUAGCUAGUAAAGCUGUGGAAAGAGCUGAAAAUAUUAAAGAAAUGAUUGUUGAAAAAACUUUAAAAGACAUAUACCCUAGAAAUAAUGAAAAUAUAUUACCAGUUUGUAAUGAUUUGGAUAACUUAUUGAUUGAUGAUUUUGAUACUGAACACAAAUUUCCUGACAUUGUUAAUGACAUUAAUAAAAAUUUUAAGAAAAGACAUUCAAUUUAUUCAAAGCAAGAGAUUGGCGUUUUAAGACACACAUCCUGCAUAAAUGGCAUACUUUAUCCUCCUUUUCUUGAUGAUUUUGACUCCUUAACCAGUGAACAUCCCAAGGUUGGGGCUCCACUUUUGAGAGGUGAACGAUUCUCUUUUGGCCCUGCACCUUUCUCUGAUCCCCAAGGACCCUUGGCUCUCUCCCCAAAGCAAAUGAUACACUUUGCCUCAUGGGCUCGCCCAUCACAGCUGGCGGUGGGAUCGACCCCCACCCUCUUCCCUCCCUUAAAAGUGAUUGGAGGAUGGGCAGGUCCUUACUAUCCCGCUCCGGACUGGGCCGCCGUCAGACAGACUCUAGUAUCGGACUGCAGUUUUGUGGCAUCACUUACUGUUUGUGCUCUUCACGAGGCUCGAUUUUUCUCCACCUUUGGCCGAACAAUGCUACCCAACCGAGGCGCAAAAAGGCGUUACAGACCGCUAAUAUCGAACUUGAUUUACCCUCGGGAUCGGGCCGGUCUUCGGUCAUUAUACAACCCAUGCGGAAAAUACGUGGUCAAGUUACUUUUGAACGGCGUGCACCGGAAAGUAGUCGUCGACGACACGCUACCCGCCGAUAAGCACCUCUUUCCCCUUUGCUCUUACAGUGUUGGAUCUACCAAGGAAAGGAUUAAGGCGGAAAUUAACAACCGAGAGGAUGGAACCUUCACAGGACUCAGCGUUAACGAAUUUUGGGUGUCGAUCUUGGAGAAGGCGUAUCUAAAAGUCAUGGGAGGAUACGAUUUUCCUGGAUCGAAUUCAAAUAUAGAUCUGCAUUGCUUAACUGGAUGGAUACCAGAAAGAGUUUCGAUAGACAAAUCACAAAGUCAGAGUCAUCAACGAAUAAUGGAAGACGAAAAAUUCUGGGAAAUGUUGCUUAAAAAGUUUCACGAAGGAGAUCUACUGGUCACUUUAGCGACUGGGGCCUUAACGAACACGGAAAGCGAAAGAACGGGUCUUAUAGCUACUCACGCUUAUGCUUUAGUAGACGUUCGGAAAGUUGAGGGUUACAAAUUGUUCCGCCUUAAAAACCCUUGGAGCCAUGUGAGAUGGAAAGGGAAUUUUAGCGAAAGCGAUAGAACCCAUUGGGAAGAUCCCGUUUUGGGACCAAAACUGAAAAAGGCCCUCAGUUAUGAUAUAACUAUACGAGGAACUACGGAAAACGAAUUACCCUACCCCGACUCGAAAGGAGGUGAGGAUGAUGGUCUGUUUUGGAUAGACUGGAAAAGUGUCAGGAAGUUUUUCGAUGUAUUUUACCUCAACUGGGACCCCCUUCUCUUUCCUUUCACUACCUGUCGCCACGAAAUGUGGUCUAAGUCUCCCAAUCAAGGACCUAUCACUAAUAUUGAACCGACUUCUUUCAAAGAUACUUAUAUUUUGGCGGGAAAUCCUCAGUAUAAGCUGUGUAUAGAACAACACACCACGGAGGAAGGACUUACUCAAAUUAAUGAGGGAGCCAUUUGGGUCUUACUCACACGCCACAUUACCGAAAAAGAAGAUUUUGCUUGCAACAAAGAGUUUAUAACGGUUCUGGUUUACAAUACCAAUGGGGAGAAGAUAUAUUACCCAUACGACCCUCCACCUUUCAUAGACGGAGUUAGAAUAAAUUCCCCUCACUAUUUGUGUAAAAUGGUAGUCACCCCACCGAAAAGUUAUACGCUUGUCAUUUCAGAGUACGAAAAAUGUAACACUAUCUAUUACACACUGAGAGUUUAUUCCACGCUUCCUUUCACUUUAACUAAGAUUGAAGACCCAUAUACUCAUAUUAAAGAAUUUAGCAAUAGUUGGAAAGGCUACACAGCUGGUGGUUGCUCCAAUAACCCUGAGACUUAUUACUUAAAUCCAAGUUACAGGCUCAAAAUUACUAAAAAAAUCAAUAUUUCUUCUAAUAACCACCAAUUGUUGGUAACUCUUAAAGCUCCCAAAGAAUAUAGUAUAGGUAUAGACUUGUAUUCCUUCGAUAAAGAAUCAAAUAAGCGUAUCAACAAAAUUUCUUCCGGCCCUUUUCGGUCUGGAUUUAGUAUACUUAAAGUAGGUGGCUCGGAGCUGAAAAACGAAUCCCAAAUUUUUGACAUCAUUCCUUCUACUUACUUACCAGCUCAAGAGGGUCCUUUUAUUCUAACGAUUCAAGCAACUUUUGACUUUGAAGCCGAUUUGAAUUGAAUCAAAAAAAAUCUGAUCAUAUAAAAGAAUUCUAAAAAUAUACCCUAUCAAACAAUUUCUAUAUUCUCAGUUAAAUUUUUAAAUGUAUUUUAUUAUCCAAUUACAAAUGAUAUAUAAAAUUUUAUUUUACAAAGUCUCAAUCAAACGAUUUUGUAUUCUUCAAUCUUCUUUUUUUUAUUACUUGCAAGUUUUUUUUUUAAAACUACCAAUU